GGUUACUAACUUUUGUGAGACUGCCAUGCUGCUUACCUGCCCGACGAGGACAAAACAUCCGUUGUGAAUUUGAAAUUGAUUUUAUCGGAGUGAUUUUGAAAUUGUUGUCUUAACUGACUGCACACAUUUCCUCGAUUGGGCAGUCUCCGUGCCGGACGUAAAAUUAAGCUCGUGCAGUCAGAAAAAUGGGAAACGUGAUCGCAUCAAGUUCGCCGCCCCCGGCAGCGGUCCCCAUUCCUCUUGGUCCCUCCGAGGCGAGCCCUGCCGAAGAAUCGAAAAAACCUGAAGUCUCCUUACUAAGUAAAGAUCCUAACCUCAUAAAUCCCGGACCCAUGGAGGAGCUCCACAGGAAGUGCAAAGAGGUGUUUCCCAUGACCUUUGAAGGGGCCAAGUUCAUGGUUAACAAAGGAAUCAGCCAGCAUUUCCAAAUCAGCCAUACAUUGAAUAUCAGCUCAGUAAACCCAGCGCAGUCAGGGUACAAAUUUGGAGCUAACUACGUCGGGACGCAGCAAAUCAGCCCCUCGGAAGCUUUUCCUAUUUUAGCCGGAGACAUCGACCCCAGUGGCACAUUGAAUGGCAACAUCAUUCACCUCCUUCACCCCAGGAUAUUGGGCAGAUUUGUGUCCAAGAUCCAAAGCAACAAGGUUGUGGGUAUGCAGGGCACUUUGGACUACAAAGGUGAUGACUUCACCGCCUCUCUGACAGCAGCUAACACAGACAUUGUCAAUAGUUCUGGCGUUCUCGUGGGCCAUUAUCUCCAGUCGGUGACAAAGAACGUAGCACUUGGUGCUGAAAUUGCGUACCAGUACGGACCUCAGGUGCCUGGCUUCCAUGCGACGGUCAUUAACGUUGCUGGUCGGUACGCUUGUGACCAGUUCACGGCCAGUGGAACAUUUGGCGCAUCAGGUGUUCAUGCCUGCUAUUACCAAAAGUGCAGUGACACUCUCCAGAUUGGAGUGGAAAUGGAAACAAAUUUAAGGAUGCAGGAGUCAACAGCACAAAUUGGCUACCAGAUUGAUCUUCCCAAAGCUAAUUGUGUUUUCAAAGGCAUGGUUGACACCUCGUGGACUGUUGGAGCGACGUUGGAGAAGAGACUGCUGCCCAUGCCAUUCACGCUCAGCCUCUGUGGGCAAAUGAACCAGCGCAACGGACAGUUCCGUCUCGGCUGUGGUUUUAUUCUAGGCUGAGCAGAUUAUGUGUGUGCAUGUUAAGCAGAAAUAGAAAUGUUGUUUUGUUCAAAAAACAAGCAAAAAUAAAAAGAAAGAAACAGUUGAAUUUCUUGUUAGCCGCCUGACUUGAAACAGGUGGCGGUCGGUGGCUUUUCGACCAAUUAGUUUUUUCUGUUAAUGCGUGAGAAUUUAUUGCAUGCCUCCAACUGUUUGAUUUGACAAAAAUUUAAUUCUGUUUUAACUAUUAAAUUUAGUUACUUUAAGCAAAUAGUAUGAUAAGGGGCAUCAAAUCUCGGAGGCAUGCAACGCACAAGACCGCCACUGCUUUAAGCAUUACUAAGCCACCACAUUCUCACUACCGCAUUUCUUGCAAUUGUCUCAACUCGAUUACUGUUGGCUGACUAGUCAGGAGCUCCUAAAAUUUAUCAAUAAAAAAUAGUCUUUGCCUCAUAUCCAUCGAAGGCUAAGUUUUGUCUAAUUUAUUUUCUGAUUUAUCAGAUUGCUGCCUGAUAAACUCUUUAUUAAAACGAUGAGCCAGAAAAUUCUCAUUUCAGAAUUAUUAACAGUUUUGCCUAGAGAUCCUCUAGUUUGGUCACGGUGAUGUCAGUAAAUAAAUAAAAUGCAAUUUUUUGUUUACCAUAAAUUUUACUUGCCACUGGAAGU
Neocloeon triangulifer is the source of this 1832-nucleotide messenger RNA. Its product is annotated as mitochondrial import receptor subunit TOM40 homolog 1-like. Gene Ontology annotation, biological process: protein import into mitochondrial matrix. The record is from RefSeq and is a predicted model, not a curated record. The coding region runs from base 186 to 1187 and encodes 333 amino acids. The transcript is spliced from 6 exons. NCBI's taxonomy places the organism in Eukaryota, Metazoa, Arthropoda, Insecta, Ephemeroptera, Baetidae. Gene Ontology annotation, cellular component: mitochondrial outer membrane translocase complex; mitochondrial outer membrane. Gene Ontology annotation, molecular function: transmembrane protein transporter activity.